This is a messenger RNA of Amorphotheca resinae ATCC 22711, 1741 nucleotides long. RefSeq lists its product as hypothetical. The transcript has 8 exons. Gene Ontology annotation, cellular component: membrane. Gene Ontology annotation, molecular function: transmembrane transporter activity. Gene Ontology annotation, biological process: transmembrane transport. The record is from RefSeq and is a predicted model, not a curated record. Lineage: Eukaryota; Fungi; Ascomycota; Leotiomycetes; Helotiales; Amorphothecaceae. Bases 112 to 1683 code for a protein of 523 amino acids.
GAAAUCCUAUAUCUUCCAGCUCUCCGUCUUUCUCAAAGUCGUUCGGCGCAAUUUCUUCAAGUCGUGAACAGGUACAUCGAGUAAAUCCUCAAUAUCAUACAGUAUCAACAUAUGGCUUAUGCCCAUGAUGAUUUCGAGAAAGCCCCCUCGGGCGAAGAGGUUGAGUUAGCCGACUUAGCCUCAGGACCCAAAGGACAGCAUGUCGAUAGUUAUGGAAAAGAUAAAACGGUGUCUUCUGUGACACCAGCACGAGCUUUGGAAGCUCCCGAAUUUAUUCGGAAUAUGACUCCGGAGGAGAGAUCAAAAAUGGAGAUAAGAUUAAAGAGGAAGAUUGAUUUGAGACUGAUGCCAAUGGUUAUCUUGAUGUAUAUCAUGAACUAUCUGGAUCGAAACAACAUUGCAGCGGCGAAGUUGGCAGGAAUAUUAACGGAUCUGAACUUGAAAGGCGUGGAGUUCCAGACAUCCGUCAGUAUCCUUUUCGUGGGAUAUCUCUUGAUGCAGGUCCCCUCAAAUCUCUUUCUCAACAAAAUCGGAAAACCUGGCAUCUACUUACCCAGCUGCAUGGUACUCUGGGGGUUGAUUUCUGGGCUUACGGCUGCAUGCCAAAACUACGGCGGACUCGUUGCUUGCCGUUUCAUGCUUGGUUUUGUCGAGGCAGCUUACUUUCCUGGAUGCCUGUAUUAUCUAUCAUGUUGGUAUACAAGGAAAGAAUUAGGGCUUCGAACUGCAAUGUUCUAUUCCGGUUCUUUGAUUAGCGGAGCCUUUUCAGGUCUCAUCGCUGCUGGUAUAAGAGCCCAUCUGGACGGCGCCCGGGGGUUACGGGCAUGGCGGUGGCUGUUCAUCAUUGAGGGAUCCAUUACAGUUGUCAUUGCAUUUGCAUCAUACUUCAUGUUACCCAACUUCCCUCGAACGACAAAAUGGCUAUCAGAGGAGGAGAGAUCCCUCGCCGUCUGGCGACUUGAAGAGGAUAUUGGGCAAGACGAUUGGGUUGAUAGUCGAGACCAGUCGUUCAAGCAUGGGUUAAAGCUUGCUUUUUUGGACAUAAAAACAUACGUCCUUACUGUACUGAUAUUUGGAAUCGUGGCGUCUGGAUCAGUCACGAACUUCUUUCCGACUGUCGUAUCUACCCUCCAUAAAAGUGACGUCGAAACACUUCUUUUGACAGCCCCGCCAUAUGUUCUAGCAGUUAUCACAACGUUUCUGAACUCUUGGCACGCCGACCGAACCGGAGAACGCUUCUUACAUAUCACUAUCCCACUCUGUUUCGCUGUCUUUGCAUUUAUUCUCGCAGCGUGCACAACAAAAAUUGGGCCGAGGUACUUCGCAAUGAUGGUCAUGGUACCAGGAGUCUAUACAGGAUUCGUUGUCGCAUUGGCUUGGAUCAGUAACUCUCUUCCACGACCGCCUGCAAAACGAGCCGCGGCUUUGGCAUUCAUUAAUGCAGUUUCAAACUCCAGUUCUAUCUAUGCCAGUUACAUGUACAGUGCAAGCGCAGCGCCGAGGUAUGUGGUCGCAAUGAGUGUGAAUUGCGCCAUGUGCGCUAUGUCCAUCAUAGCUGCUAUAAUUCUGCGCAUCAUACUGGUGAGGUUGAACCAUAAAUUAGACCAGGGCAUUUACGUCAAGGAUGCAGUAAAUACGCCGACAACGAAAGCUGGGGAGAAAGGAUUCCGGUUCAACGUUUAGGGUCAUAGAGUUUCCAACGCUCACCCUGGGACCAUUGGACAAUUUGGAGCAAUGUGGC